UGGCUGGGGCCUAAUAACUCACUAGCUUUGACUAAUUUUUAUUUAAAAAUAAACGCCAAUAAGUGCGCUUAAAGAGAAAUUCAAACUAUUCGAUUAUACUUCAACGCAAAGUAUAACGCACAAGAAAGCUGUAACUGAGAGCUUGCAGAGCUGGAAAUGGUGGCUCCUCUUUGUACGGGACAUUUUCCACUGAAUGCCAGUUUUGAGGAAUUAGAACAACAACAGCAACACAAUAAAAAUGUUGUUUUCGUGGAUUUUGCGGCCAAAAGGCCUCUCAAAUCAAAGGCUUUGUCUGCCUUGCGCUAUUUUCUCCGAGACGAGCAAGGUUUUGGAAAAAUUGUCUGUCAACGAAAUUUCGAAGGUUUCUCUUUCGUCGAGGCAGCAUAUACAGUAUUCCGGUGCUCAAGAGUGGAACGGCAGCUGGUUAAGAUGGAUAUUUUAUCAUCCUUUCUCUCUAUGUUGAUUCAUUCUGCCAAAGAAGCUGUCAAGUAUGCUCAGGCUUGUGAUCCGAACAUAGAAAACAUAGAAAUUGCUCAAAAUAAUGUUCGCCUCUGCACUUUCUUCCUUGGGCACAGCUUGUGUAUUAUAGAAGAUAUGCAGGUACAUGCUCCUGGAAAGGAAAGGAAAACUAUAGCGCCAAAAUAUGAAACUUUCAAUGACGCGGAAUACCUUGAGUUGAAGUCCUCUACGCUUUCUCUAUUCUGCAACAUAUUAAAAAUUUCAAAGCAAGCUGUUGGUUCCCCGAAUGUCAAAGCCGCCGGUGAAAUUAUACGAAAUGCAGCAGUUUCGUGUCUUAUUCAUCAAAAAUGGGGAGAUCGGGGAACACUGGCAAGAGCAACACUAGAAGUGCUUAAAAAAGCAAUCCUCGGCAUAUUGAGCGAUUCAUUUUCCAGCGAUCCAAGCUUGGCAUCUGAAGUUCCCCAAGAAACAUUUUCAUCAUUGAUGAGCUUGUGUGUCAAACACAAGCACUUGAUUCCAUUCAUGGCAGACUUCAUGGAACAUUUGAUGACUCGUGAUGAACUUGCUGGUAUUUCAUUUAUGGCGCAGGUUGUGAAGAAGGCUACUGAAAAGGAUGCUGAUGCUGAAAAAACCAGUUGCUUGCAGGAUGAAAUCGAGUCAGCAAUGUCCCUUCUAGCUGAUUUUGCUACCAGACAUGAUGCCCUUGUUUUGGUGAGCCUUCAUCUAGGUUCCCUCUUGAUGACCCUACGUAAUGAGCGAGCAGCGAUUCGGAAAUGCUUCUCUGUUAUUUCUGGAUGUUGUCUUAAAAAGUUUGAUGUUCUCUCUCCUGCUGAUCAGCAUACCUUGGAACAAAUCCAUGAUGUCCUUUCCAGGGACCGGGAUGCCACAUGCAGAUUACGAGCCUUAACAAAUCUUGGAAAUGAUCUCAAGUGGGUACAAUACAGCGAUGAUAGAACCAUUUCCUUGUUCAUUUCGGUGAUCUCAAAGAGAGUGCCAGACAAAAGCAAGAUAGUGAGACUAAAAGCAAUUCAAAUUUUAGAAGCUAUAUUUUCAUUUAAAACAUUGACUCGCUCCUCGACACCUAAUAGUCCACCACAUUCGAUUAUUGCUGGGGCGCCUGCCAUGUUCGUAAAAUUUUCAAAAUUCUUGGCUGUUUCAUCAGAUUCAAGCUAUUUUUGUAAAGAUACCCUAGAAGCUUUAGGACAUCUUCUCUGUUGCCCAAUCUUGAAAGGGCCUAUUAUGUUUGAACUUUUAGACAGCCUACUUAACUUUUCCUUCAGUUCUUCAAAUCUGCCAGUAAUCUUUGACAUCUUCAACUUUUAUUUGGAUGGAUGUGAAAUGUGGAUGAAUUUUCUUAUUAACAGAGAUGAAACGUCAAUAAUGAAGCUACAAAAUUUAUUGACGAUGGCUGCUGAUAGAAUAAAAUCCGAAAUCAGUAAUUAUCAGAAGAUAGUUGAGAAAACAUUUGACGCACUUGAAAACCAUCGUGCUCUUAAUUUGGGCAAUGCAGUAGUAAGGGCUUCUUGUGCAGUUAUAGCUAUUUUAGCAUCCAUUGGUUGUUUUACUUUAUCAGAUGUUGAAAAGAAGGGACGGUGUCUCAUAGAGAUUCUUGCCGAGUGUGUGAAGCAAGAAACAAAUGUUGAUCUCACAGCAGAGGCAGUUAUUAGGAAACAAAUAAUUAACUGGGCAUUCAAGAUCUUGGCCAUGCUCCUUAAAACUGGAAACAAGAUCAUUGAAAAAGAAGUGAAGAGAUUUAUAGAGAGUAAUUUUUUAUAUUUACUGGAGAAUAGGAUAGACGGAUACUUAGAUUGCCUCUAUUGCCUUUCAAAUCCAUUUGAGGUUGUCAAGAAGAUUCUCUGUAUAUAUGAAGACCAAUAUCAAGUACUGGAUACAAAGCAGCCGCUGAAAGUACUUUAUAUGUACAUCACUUUUCUUGGAGAUAUCUCCCGAACUUAUGACAAAGCUUGUGAUUCUUUCAUCAAAUGUCUCCGAAAUGUAGAAAUGGAUCUUAGCAAGCCCAUAACCUUUGGAAACACCAGCUCUCAAUUUGAUUAUUUACAGCAGGAGGAACUAAGGGCAAUGGAAGAAGAUGCUAUUGCCCGUUUUGCUCAGAUGCUUUUGGAUGGAGACUCUGUCCCAGGCUGUUAUGUUCCUUUCCUGAGAGCGCUUGUGCAUGGAGAAAAUCUUCCAACAGUCUUAAGAGUAGCAGCUACACGGAGCCUGGGUCAAUACAUGCUAGCAAGUUGCCACUUAGCAAAAGACCACAAGGAUGUACUAGAGUUCCUUUUUCAUUCAGAAAUACCUGAACUCAAGAUCACUGCUCUAAGCUUAGCAGAAAAGCUUAUCAUCACAUUUCCCAACGAUUUUUUAUUUGCAGUCAAUUUUAUUGAGUCAUGCUUAAAGGAUGAGACAGUAAAAGAGAUGGCAUAUCGUGCAUAUGCACAUUUAUUGUUGGUAGAUAAGUUCAAGCCUGAUCUGCUCUUAACCCCUAUCUGUGAUGGCCUGUGUGAAGCAAACGAGAAUGUGAGAACCAUUGUUAUUUUUCUUCUGAAGAAAUUGUUGAAGGAUUCUGGUCGGUCAAAGAUUAAAUCAGUUUUGCAUCUCUAUAACAACACUGCAAAAGUAGAGAGCCGCCAGAGACUCGUUGAAGUACUGGUUAUGGAGUUGCUUGAUAAUGAAGAUCUUCAAAGUGAUGAGCUGGCAACUUCCAUUCUACACCUACUAGCAAAGGGAAGAAACGAUGCAGCCUUUUUUGCAAGCUUUCUGCAUCCUUCACCAAAGGUACUCAACAUCAUGCUCUCUUACCUCAAAUCAAGUCCCCCAAAAAUUUACAUUCAAGGUGAUAACGAAGCAGAGAAAUAUCUAAUUAAAUUUGUCAGCAACUAUAAACGUCUAGAAGCCACUUCUUCUGUAAAGGAUUUAGUAGCUAGUUUGCUAGAUCUUCUUGAAAGCAAGCCUAGGAGGAAGAGAAAAGGUCCUGUUGAAAAUACAGACGUAGAAGUAGCUUCAAAAAUGUCUCUGGAGGAGUAUGAAAAGGCAAUAGAAAGCUUUAAGAACUGUCAAGUUACUAGCAGUCUAAGGGAUAUCGUAAGGAUGGACAUCUGAAAUUGGUGAUUGAUGUGACAUAAAAAAAGACACGCUUGGUGACCAGUUUACUGGUUUAUUUCAACAAAGGUCAUGGACUCUUACUAGAGUAAUAACUAUAAUGUGAGAUUUAUCAUUUCAUGAAGGAUUGCUUCUGCUCUUGAUCUUUUGAUUUGAAAAUGUCCCUCCACAGAACUAAAAAAUGUUUCGUUAUAUCUCACAGAAUUUGAACAAAAUGCAAUCCCAGAGAGAGGUCUCGAAAAUGUACACCUUUUGUGUUUCACAAGAACUACACUUCGAUUUCAAUCAAGGCUAUGUCAGAGAUUAUAGGCACUCACUGUCCAUAAAUUAUAAUUACAGAAAUGAGAAUCGUGUGAAAAGUGAAAAACUGUAGCAAUUCCAUCAGAUUGAAAACACAUUGUUUAAGAGUGUUCAAAACUUCAAACAAAUCAGAGAGAUUAUUGUACGAGACUAUAAAAACAAGAGUGGCAUUGCAGCGUAAUUCCUGUCAAAUGCUGGUAGGUUGGUUUUGAAAAACAGGGUAUGGACAUCCAUUAAAGCAUAAUGUAACAGGAUUUCUGAUGCAGCGAGGUGUUAUAAAACAACGCUGAUUGUAAAACUGCACACGGAAGGUGUACAAAGCAGGAACACAAUUUUUUUGUUUUAACUUUAAGGAACAUUUAUGAAUAAUAUCGUACAAGAUGCGGC
Cryptomeria japonica (Japanese cedar) is the source of this 4251-nucleotide messenger RNA. RefSeq lists its product as uncharacterized. The coding region runs from base 157 to 3564 and encodes 1135 amino acids. Lineage: Eukaryota; Viridiplantae; Streptophyta; Pinopsida; Cupressales; Cupressaceae. The transcript is spliced from 14 exons. The record is from RefSeq and is a predicted model, not a curated record.